AUGUUGCACAGUAUGCUACAGAUUGCUGCGGUGUUUGCUUUAGCCAUCAGCACCACCAGGGGUCAAGCUCCAUCUCGAUACCUAUUCAUCUUUGGAGACUCGUACACCACAACUGGUUUCGAUGCACGCGCGAAACCUCAGCCAUCUUUGGAUAACCCUUUGGGCAACCCUUCGAGCCCCGAUUUAACUUUGACCGGUGGAGCGAAUUGGGUCGACUUUGUGAUCUACGACUCUUCUAUGCCUGGCAUUGUAGCGUACAACUACGCUGUCGGUGGCAGCUACGUCAAUCACACUGCGGCUCAACCACAAGGGCCUGCCAAUAAAACCGCUGAUCCCGACUUCAUUAGUCAGGAGAAUACUUUUGAAACGACUCUUAGUCCACACGUGGGGUGGACGUCAACCAACAGCAUCUUCAUCAACUAUUUUGGAAUCGUCGAUGUUUCCACGCAGGUCUACAAAGGUCGUAAUGUCUCAUGCGCCGAGUCCAUGCUCUUCCCGGCCGAUAUCGACAGCUACUUCAGACUUCUAGAGAAACAGUACAGUCGCGGAGCACGCAAAUUCAUUACCGUCCUUGUCCCACCGAUCCAUCGAGCCCCGGUCUUCAACUAUGGAGACACCGCUGGCAACGGCCCAUCUGUCGAACAGGUCACCUCGUCAUGGAACUCCGCCAUGAAGAAAGGCAACAGCAAGUUCCAAAACGCACAUCGCGAUGCCAAAGCACAGAUUGUAGACCCUACAGAUACGUUCAAUACGAUACUGAAUGAUCCAACAAAAUAUGGUGCUCCAAACGCAACGUGCUAUAGCGUUAGUGGGAACCCGUGUUUGUGGGUGGAUUUUAUCCAUCCUGGGCAUGAGCUUAAUCAGGCUUUUGGGAAACAAAUGAAAGAUGUGAUCAAGGAGAUGUUGCCACCGGUUUGAGG
Messenger RNA from Pseudovirgaria hyperparasitica, 920 nucleotides. RefSeq lists its product as uncharacterized. The transcript has 5 exons. The coding region runs from base 1 to 918 and encodes 305 amino acids. NCBI's taxonomy places the organism in Eukaryota, Fungi, Ascomycota, Dothideomycetes, Acrospermales, Acrospermaceae. The record is from RefSeq and is a predicted model, not a curated record.